UAAAAAUUAUAACGGGCCAAAAACUUAGAAGCCCAAAAAAGAAAAGCCCACACACCAUCACCGCCUUUAACGGUGGUAUAUCAAAGCGAGUAACCAGGAUUCAUUCAAACCAAAAAAAAUGGAGUCCACCGAAAACCAAUCAGGUUUGCUGCACCAGAUUAUACCUCCUCGUCUAGAAGAUGCAGGUCUCGAAGAUCCCGCGCUUCCGCCAGAAUUAAUCCACGAAGCGUUUCUCAAAGCCGCCGCCGCGGUGAAAUCAGGCGCCGCCUCAAUAUUCUCCGGCGACGAUGAUUGCCUCGACGAUCCGACGCCCACCGAAGACGAUGUCUCCGAUGUUGUGGAUGUGAUCGAGCCGGAGAAUGAAGCGCCGGGACCGUGUGUGGAUGGAUUGCAAGGGUUGGAUAUCAAAGAGGAAGAGAAUUUGAAGGAAAGUGAAGAGAAAGAGAAAAAUGAGAAGAAACCUAUCUUGGUUGGAAGCUAUGCUUGAAAGAAGAUUAAAUUUUGGCUUUUAGAUUAAUCUCUUUGUUUUAUAAUAAUGUAUGUAUUUUAUUUUGAUGUGUUAAAGUAGUUUGGUGUAUGAAUAGGCAAAGUCUUAAUGAUUGUAUCGUAAGUUGUAACUGGUUUCGUUUUGUAUUUGUUUCUAAAAUAAUACAGUAAUUUAUAUAUUAUUACAAAAAGAGGUGACAGACCAUAUGUCCGUUA
Molecule: messenger RNA, 702 nt
Organism: Lathyrus oleraceus (garden pea)
Lineage: Eukaryota; Viridiplantae; Streptophyta; Magnoliopsida; Fabales; Fabaceae
Exons: 1
Coding region: 119-487 (122 amino acids)
Source: RefSeq, a predicted model, not a curated record